Messenger RNA from Scedosporium apiospermum, 609 nucleotides. RefSeq lists its product as uncharacterized. Gene Ontology annotation, cellular component: dynactin complex. Lineage: Eukaryota; Fungi; Ascomycota; Sordariomycetes; Microascales; Microascaceae. Gene Ontology annotation, biological process: cytoskeleton-dependent cytokinesis. The transcript has 2 exons. The record is from RefSeq and is a predicted model, not a curated record. The coding region runs from base 1 to 609 and encodes 202 amino acids.
AUGGAGUCUACGUUAGACACGACUUCACUCUCGACCAUUCUCCUAUUCGAGUCACGGCUGCACCGUCUCGAGCACAUCUUAUACGGCGAACCGACACCAAACCGGACGGCAGAGGACGCUUCCAUAGCAGAAAAACUCGAAGAUCUAGAGCGGCGGUUUGCAUCCCUGGUCACCCACGUCAGAGUUUACAAUGAACUCUUCAAGAUUUAUAAAGCCUACCCGUCACUAUUCCUCGACCCGGAGCCGUCCACACCUCCGCCAGACAUGCCCCUUGACGCUGUCAAAUCCAUCGUUCUAGCUUCGGCGUCAUCCUUCCCUGCGACGGAGUCCGCUCUAAGAGCGGUGAAUGACUGCCAAGUCCCAGACCCUGCGCAGAGCGCGGCGUUGAUCUCGCAGAUGGAGAGGAUGAAGGCCCUCGAGACGACGCAACUCGCGCAGGCAGCGGAGAUUGCGGAACUGCGGACGCGAAGUGAGAAAGUUAUCCGCGGUUGGUAUGAGGAUAACGCGUUGGCCUCGUCUGAGUUCAUCGCGGAGAUGGAGCACCGGGUUUCCUUGGUAGAGAGAUUGGUCAGGCGAGCGGAGAAGGAGGAGGAAUCACAGGGCAUAUGA